AUGCACACUCGACUCUCUCUAAAUAUUCCCAAAAGGAAUAUUACAAAUUUCCUUUCCUUAAGAAGGCAACUAACCAACGCCAAUCAACAUAAGGUCAUUGAAGGAAUCACGGCAAAGAAAAAUUUGAAUGAACCAAUACAAAAUUCAAAAUCAAGACCUAAGAAAGUGAGUUCACGAAUUUUAGGUAUUGCCCAUUCGCCAAAAUUUGAAGAAACACAACCGAAACGACUUGGAUGGAUUGAACGAUUCAAAAACAUAUUUGAUGCCGAGAAAAAUCGUGAAAAUCGGGAAAAAUUAUUAAAAGAAUAUAAUACACCAUACUGGAAAGACUUUGAUGAAUUGAGAAAGGAGGGAGAAAAACUAUGGGAAGCUGAACCAGAGUUAGUCAGCGCCCAGAAAGCAUUGUACAUGCCAAACAUUAAGGCUCGUUCAUUAUCCAAGUCGACAAUUGACACGACAGACUUGUUGGAAGGUUACACUACCUUAGUUGCCAUAUUUUUUAAUCAAUUUGGAGAGAAUCAUACUCAAACUUUUAUAAAACCUUUCCUCGAUGAAUUCUCUGAUCACGAUAAGAUACAGCUCAUGAAGGUUAACAUUGAAGUAAAUUUCGCGAAAUCUCUUAUUCUGAAGCUCAUGACUCCAUAUCUUAAAAUUACAAUUCCCGCGCAUCUUCACAAAAACUAUAUCAUUCUAUUUCAUAAUGACCCUAACCUGCGCAAGGCUCUCAACAUAAAAAAUUCAUAUAGAGGAUAUGUGUUUUUGGUGGAUUCCAAUUGCAAAUUAAGGUGGUCCGCUCACGGGAAUGCCACGCCGAGAGAGGUGGAGACUAUGUCAAGAUUGGUUAAAAUAUUGGAUGAACAAAAUCAAUCGACGGUCAAAUAA
Acaulospora morrowiae is the source of this 882-nucleotide messenger RNA. The record is from the annotation of a GenBank genome assembly. Lineage: Eukaryota; Fungi; Glomeromycota; Glomeromycetes; Diversisporales; Acaulosporaceae.